Molecule: messenger RNA, 940 nt
Organism: Pimephales promelas (fathead minnow)
Lineage: Eukaryota; Metazoa; Chordata; Actinopteri; Cypriniformes; Leuciscidae
Gene: c21h1orf50
Product: chromosome 21 C1orf50 homolog
Source: RefSeq, a predicted model, not a curated record
CGCCUCCUACGUGAACGUGACCGUGUUGUGCCAGAUUUUUUUGUGAGACCGGCGAGAGGUCUAUUUCUUUGAGAGUUGAGGGACAGUUUAUUACAGAAUGGAUAAAACAGUCAGUCUGCCAAACCAACCCAACAAAACCACCACGGUAAGUUUGGUGGAGGCCAGCAGUAACCCAAGUGGAAUGACGCUGGUGAGUCCCUACCAGACUAACCGGGUUGGGGAUCCCAUGAAUCUAGUUGCUCUGGCACAACAAGUACAGAAGGGAGAUGAAUUUAUCAGAGCCAAUGCUUGCAACAAACUGACAGUAAUUGCGGACCAGAUUAGAUACCUUCAGGAGCAAGCAAGAAAGGUUUUGGAAGAUGCCAAGAAAGACGCUGAGCUUCACCACGCCGCCUGCAAUGUCGUGAAGAAGCCAGGAAACAUGUAUUAUCUUUACAUGCGAGAAUCCGGACAGAGAUACUUCUCGAUUCUGUCUCCUCGGGAAUGGGGUCCCAAUUGCCCUCACAAGUUCCUUGGCGGAUACAAACUCCAACACGACAUGUCUUGGACACCACAAGAGGAGGUUGAAAAGCGGGACGCUGAAAUGAGCAUCAUGGACAAACUGUUGAACAGGCAAAUCGCCCUACCAGCCUGCACAGAGCCCAAUUUUGAGGGUAUAUCAGAGUGAAAGAGUAAAGCUCACUCAUGGACUGUCUUAUCUGGAGGCCAACUGGUCUUAAAAGAUGCUUAUUGGUUAUUAAUAUACAGGAUAAAUUGAAUGAAAAUUCAGUUUUGCAGACUUGACUACUGUUACUACUGCUGAACUUGUCAUUCAAUCAUGCAUUUAAUGUCUUUAUGCUCCGAUUUUUCCAUUUUAAAUGCUGCUCUCUCAAAUGUAUCUUAAUUUAAGAACUUCAUCUUUUUGACAUUUGGUUUUCAUUAAAUGGUUCAGUUACAUUGC